This is a messenger RNA of Pestalotiopsis fici W106-1, 789 nucleotides long. RefSeq lists its product as uncharacterized. The record is from RefSeq and is a predicted model, not a curated record. The transcript is spliced from 4 exons. Gene Ontology annotation, molecular function: O-methyltransferase activity. Bases 1 to 789 code for a protein of 262 amino acids. Lineage: Eukaryota; Fungi; Ascomycota; Sordariomycetes; Amphisphaeriales; Sporocadaceae.
AUGGCAGGGGCAGUACACAAGGACUUUAAAGGCACAGCCUAUCAACCACAAGAAGAGGUCUAUUUUAACGAUGGACGAGAAAUAGCUCUCUUACACUUCAUCUACAGCCACCCAAACUUGGAACAACUGCGCGGCAAUCCGCAGAAAGUCCUCGAUGCCAUUGACGAAUAUGGCAAAACCAAAAAGUACCUCAUGAAUAUCGGCGAGUACAAGUCCAAGACCGUCGUGGACUUGAUUGCCGAAGUCAAACCCCAGGUCAUGGUCGAGAUUGGUGCUUAUGUCGGGUACUCUGCCAUUGCGUUCGCGGCCGCCAUGAAAAGAGCCGGCGGCAAGCGGUACUACAGUCUAGAGCACAAUCCCGAGUUCGGGGCCGUGACCUCGUCGCUGGUUGAUCUCGCCGGCCUCGGCGAUAUCGUGACCGUGGUCAUCGGCUCCAGCUCGGAUGGGCUGCGGCGUUUACAUCGAGACGGCGUGGUAGAGCACAUUGAUCUGCUCUUCCUGGACCACCAGAAACCGUUUUACACGCCGGAUCUCAAACUGUGUGAAGAACUUGGUCUUGUGGGAUACGGAUCGGUUUAUGCGGCGGACAAUGUGGUCAAACCGGGCAAUCCUCCGUACCUCGAGUAUGUUAGAAGCACCGUCGAUCAGAAACGCCAGCGGUUUGCAUCUGCCAGCAACGAUGGGCCCAAGGGUAACCCCGAUCUCGUAUACAAGAGCGAAUUUGUGGAAGGAUGGGAGCCGAGUGGCGUGCCGGAUGCUCUUGAAAUCACAAGAUGUGUAAAGGUUUAG